CUUCCUUUCCCCCACUCUCGCCUAUAAAACCCCCAAUCCUAACCCUACAUCGAUCCAAUUUCUGCCAUUGACGCCGAUUCGAAGCUUCCGGCGCCUCAUUCAUUUCUAUCUCCGACCCUUCUGUUGUUAUGCUUCUCACUUUUUGUCUUGUAACUUAGGGUUUACAACUAUUUUGUAGCUCCAAUUUUUUGCUGUAUCGUUGUUUUCAGAAGUUUUGUUCGUUGUAACGAGGAUCUUUUUUUUCUCUCCUUUUGAUGUUAAGAGGAUUUAAUUGUUUAGCAAUUGUCUGCGAGAAUUAGGAUUAGAUUUUAGGGCUCGUUUGUUGAGCGUUCUUGUUCCUUUUUGAAAUGGAGAAUUCGCGAAGACCGUUUGAUAGAUCCAGAGAUCCCGGUCCGAUGAAGAAACAGCGCAUAGCCGAGGAACCAAUUCGGCCUUCGAAUCCGAACGCGCGGCAGGUUCCGACACAGAGACCUCUCGGCUCAGUGUCCGUAACACCGGUUGCGAGAUUACGAGCCGGAGGCAGAGCGGAUAGCGGUGACCCGAGCCGUGAGGCGUAUCAGCCACAGCCAGUGAAUCCGCACCAUGAGCUCGUGAGCCAGUACAAGUCGGCACUGGCGGAGCUUAUUUUCAAUUCGAAGCCCAUAAUAACGAACCUGACGAUAAUCGCAGGAGAGAAUCUUCAUGCGGCGAAGGCCAUCGUAUCCACAAUUUUCAACAACAUCCUCGAGGUACCAAGUGAUCAAAAACUACCAUCAUUGUACCUGUUAGAUAGCAUUGUGAAGAAUAUCGGAAGGGAUUAUAUUAAAUACUUUGCUGCAAGGCUGCCUGAGAUAUUCAUUAAGGCAUACAGACAAGUUGAUCCUCCUACACAUUCAAGUAUGCGUCAUCUUUUUGGAACGUGGAAAGGAGUCUUUCAUCCACAGACACUUCAAAUUAUCGAGAAAGAACUUGGCUUUAAUUCCAGACAUGAGAGUUCGCCAUCUGUUGUUACCACAACUAGAGCUGAUCCAUCAUCUCAGCGCCCAUCUCAUAGCAUUCAUGUGAAUCCCAAGUAUCUGGAACGGCAGCACCUACAACAAUCGAGCAGGGCAAAAGGAAUGGUUACUGAUGUUCCUGGUAUCAUAUCUAACUCGAAUGGGGAUUCAGAUAGACUGGAGAGAGCUUCAAGCUUAGCAGCUGGAGGUACAUGGGUAGAUCCAUCUGUUAAAGCAAAUAGCAUUCGGAGACCUCCAAGAGAGUCACUUAGCGAACCUCUUUAUGAGAAAGAUAUCACCUCGAUACCCGGUGAAUAUGAUUACGCUUCUGAUCUACCGCAGCAUUCUAGAUCAGGAAAUAAAAAAAUUGGUUCGAGGAUUACAGAUGAAGGACAUGGCAGGCAAUGGUAUGGAUCUAUGAGCAGUUUUCCUGAGAUGAUUUCCGGCCAGAGGGAUGGGUUAAAUACCAAAGGCAGAAUUUCCACCUACAGUGCUGCCAGAUUGUCUAAUCCAGAUCCAAGUGGUCCCGGUAGAAGUAGUAUCGGUGUCUCUAGUAGUUGGAAAAAUUCUGAAGAAGAUGAAUUUAUGUGGGACAUGCACUCAAGACUAACUGAAACUGAUGUAACCAGCAUCAACUUGAGGAAUGAGCCUUGGACAACAGAUGAAUCGGAGAGAUUGGAGUCUGAAAAUCACCUAUUGAGAUCUACUAGACUACCAGACGUGGGGACAAGGUUUGAGUCUGAGAAUUCAACUGAUUCAUAUUCAAGUGAGCAAAAAGAUCGACUUGCAUAUGGUCGCUUGAUAUCUUCUCCAAGGUCGUCGCAAGAUAGUCUUGUUCAGCAUAAUUCAGAAGGUUAUUCUUCUAUGGUUGGUGGGACCUCUACUCUAACAAGAAAAGGGGUUCGGCCUCAAGCUGUUUCAUCUCGUGUUAGAGCCCCAGGCUCCGGUAUUUUGCCACACUCAGCAUCUGAAUCAGAUAGACAAUCACCCGUACAUGAUUCAGCUUCGCUACAGACUUUGACGAAGCAAGAUGUUAGAAGAAUUAAUUCCCUUCCUCAACGUGAUCCUAGGACUUCCCGGCUUCCAGUGAAACCUGAGCGAUCCCAGUCUUCAGGUAGUGUUUCACGUCCUGUUGCUUCGGAUGCUCCAGGCCAAUCAGACGUGAGCAAUUUGCUGGCUGCUGUCAUGAAGAGUGGAAUCCUUUCUAAAAACCCGACUGGUGGUGGAUUGAAGGAGGAGAGCUUUCAAGAUGAGGAGAAUCCAAGAUUGCAAUCCCUCUCCGCAGCCUCUAGACCUAGGACAGUCCCACCAUCAUUGCCAAACUCAGUGGCCAAUGAGAAUUCAUCUACUCGUUUAAAAGUUGGAAAGCCAUCGCCAUUGCCUGGUUCUUGCCCAACGGCAAAUAAGACUUCUGAUGAGAAUAGUAGUAAGGCCUCAGAUCCUAUAUCAAGCCUCUUGAGCUCCUUAGUUUCAAAGGGUUUGAUAUCGGCUUCGAAGACAGAGUUGUCAUCCCUUUCACAGAGCCAGGUUGCUUCUGCAACAGAGGACCAUAGUCCAGAUCAUUCUACCAAUAGCUCUAUAUCUGUAACCGCGGUUCCAUCGGAUAAUAAGCCAGAGGCUUCAGUGAACAGGGGCCCAUCCACAGCCCCUAAAGCAAAAGGGCCUGAUCCGCCAUCUGAAACAGCAAGACUGGAGUCAGACGACCUCAUAGGACUGCAGUUUAGGCCGGACAAAAUCCGGGAAUUUCACCCUGCGGUGAUCGGUAGUCUGUUUGAUGAUGGCAUUCGCCUAAAACACAAGGAACAACUUUUAAUGCACUCGGGAAAGCAUGAUGAGAAGAGCAAGAGCAAAAAGUCAUGGGCUUGGUUUCCAAAAGCUGAUGACUGGGUGGCAGGAAAACCUAGCCAGCUUGAACCCGAUCUCCCUAUCGUUCAGAGGGAGCCCGAGGCAAUGAAGGAAGAUGGUCCAGCUGUCCUGGCAGACGAGAACCAGUGUGCAUGCAUCUUGUGUGGAGAGAUGUUCCAUGACCAUUUCAGUCCAGAAAUGGAUCGAUGGAUGUUCAAGGGGGCGGUUUACUUGCCCAUUGCCUCAGCCGGUAUCGAGGCCAAGGCCACAAUAGUCCAUACAAAUUGCUUGACUGAGAACUCAAAGGAGGAAUUGGGCAUUGUGGAUGAGAUGAAAAAGGAAAAUGACGGUUAGUCCAUUUGAAGAUGAAGAACAAAGGUUUGGUGGGCGCUCAAUGAUGCAAAAUCUUGUAGAAAAUUCCUUGAGCUCUUGAUGCCUUUCUUAGAUCUAUCUCUCUCUAAUUUUUUUUUUUCUUUCCGUGUAAUUUUCGAUCCGAUAGAAAUAACGCAAAAGGGUAUUUUCGUAAUUCUCUACCGAACUCUCGAUGUAAUUUCCCCCGAUGUCUGAAACUGAAAACCAGCUCGGACCGGCUUCUUCCCAUGGACGAGGAACACUCUCAGUUGGUUAUGAGGAAGUUCGGUUUGUUCUAUGGGGACAUAAUGUUUUGUCUUGAAAAGACUAGAGUUUGCCUUGCA
Tarenaya hassleriana is the source of this 3514-nucleotide messenger RNA. RefSeq names its product polyadenylation and cleavage factor homolog 4-like. The record is from RefSeq and is a predicted model, not a curated record. Bases 348 to 3173 code for a protein of 941 amino acids. Gene Ontology annotation, biological process: termination of RNA polymerase II transcription. Gene Ontology annotation, cellular component: cytoplasm; mRNA cleavage factor complex. Gene Ontology annotation, molecular function: RNA polymerase II complex binding; mRNA binding. NCBI's taxonomy places the organism in Eukaryota, Viridiplantae, Streptophyta, Magnoliopsida, Brassicales, Cleomaceae. The transcript has 7 exons.